Messenger RNA from Sceloporus undulatus (fence lizard), 936 nucleotides. RefSeq names its product olfactory receptor 10AG1-like. Gene Ontology annotation, biological process: G protein-coupled receptor signaling pathway. Gene Ontology annotation, cellular component: membrane. The transcript has a single exon. The coding region runs from base 1 to 936 and encodes 311 amino acids. Gene Ontology annotation, molecular function: olfactory receptor activity; G protein-coupled receptor activity. NCBI's taxonomy places the organism in Eukaryota, Metazoa, Chordata, Lepidosauria, Squamata, Phrynosomatidae. The record is from RefSeq and is a predicted model, not a curated record.
AUGAUCAAGGGAAAUUUCACUGCGUUUUCUGGCUUUACUCUCCUGGGAUACUCAGAGCUUCUCAAUCUGCAAGGUUUGCUCUUUGCUCUGUUCUUCUUCAUUUAUGCAGGCAUCAUAUUAGGAAAUGGACUGAUCAUUUAUGUUACGGGAACUGACCCUGCCCUUGACAAUCCUAUGUAUUUCUUUUUGAAAAGUCUCUCUUUUCUGGAGAUUUGCUAUACCUCAGUCACUAUCCCAAAGAUACUGGUCAAUUUAGUAGUGGAAGAUCAGACCAUAUCCUUCAUUGGUUGUGCUGUCCAGAUCUACUUCAUGCUUUUACUAGGAGGGACUGAGUGCUUGCUACUGGCUGCGAUGGCUUAUGACCGCUAUGUGGCUAUAUGUCAUCCCUUGCACUACAAGAUCAUUAUGAAGAAACCAUUAUGUGUAGGACUGAUUACCGGGUCACUGACUGUCAACAUACCUAUGUAUGCAGGGCAUAUAUACAUGGUGUUUUCCUUGCCAUUCUGUGCCUCUCAUGAAAUCAACAACUUUUUCUGUGAUGUCCCCCCUUUGCUUGAUUUGGCUUGUGCUGACACUUACAAAAGUAAAGUAUUUGUGUUUGUAGAUGGCAUACUAUUUCUAAUCAUUCCGUUUUUCCUUAUACUUAUGUCAUAUGUGAAAAUUAUCUCUACUAUUCUGAAGAUGCCUUCUGUGGAUGGUCGGAAGAAAGUUUUUUCCACUUGUUCCUCACACCUCACUGUGGUAUCUCUUUUCUAUGGCUCAGCAAGUAUUGUUUACUUGAGUCCCAGGUCAAAGGAGACUAUGGAGAUUAACAAAUUGUUUUCCUUGUUCUAUAUAAUUGUAGUGCCUAUGUUCAACCCUAUCAUAUAUAGCCUGAGAAAUAAAGAAGUAAAAGUAUCAUUAGGGAAGCUGUUUAGUAGAAAAGUUGUUCUCUAG